Messenger RNA from Gossypium arboreum, 498 nucleotides. RefSeq lists its product as uncharacterized. The transcript is spliced from 2 exons. Bases 1 to 498 code for a protein of 165 amino acids. NCBI's taxonomy places the organism in Eukaryota, Viridiplantae, Streptophyta, Magnoliopsida, Malvales, Malvaceae. The record is from RefSeq and is a predicted model, not a curated record.
AUGACUUAUGAGAAACAUAUUGGUGGUCUGGAAACUGAAGAUACAGUUAAACUGAUAAAGGAUAGACUGAAAACAACUUUCAAUAGGCAAAAAUCUUAUGCUAAUAUGAAAUUGAGAGAUAUCAAAUAUUCUGUGGGAGACAAGGUAUUCCUGAAAGUUUCUCAGUUGAAGAAAGUUCUACGAUUCUGUCGUAAAGGGAAGUUGAGCCUUAGAUUCAUCAGGACAUAUGAAAUCAUAGAAAGGAUUGGACCUAUGGCAUAUCAACUAGCACUACUGGCGGAAUUACGAAAGAUACAUGACGUGUUUUAUAUGUUGAUGCUAAGGAGAUAUCGUUUAGAUCUGUCUCAUAUUAUUAUGGUGGAAGAAAUCGAAAUUCAACCUGAUUUAUCUUUUAAGGAGGAACCGCUUGAAAUUUUGGCUCGGGAAGUUAAAAAGUUGAGGAAUAAGCGUGUUCCACUUAGAAAGUUUUAUGGCAUAGUCACAGUGUGGAAGAGGUGA